This is a messenger RNA of Epinephelus fuscoguttatus (brown-marbled grouper), 4069 nucleotides long. RefSeq names its product MyoD family inhibitor domain containing (gene mdfic). The record is from RefSeq and is a predicted model, not a curated record. Lineage: Eukaryota; Metazoa; Chordata; Actinopteri; Perciformes; Serranidae. The transcript has 5 exons. Bases 440 to 1276 code for a protein of 278 amino acids.
UGAAGGGGGGCACACAUGUUCAGGGAGGGCUUUGUUCACUUCUCUGCCGCCAAGAGAAGCGCAGAGAGGCUUCACUGGCUGUACUGCAGGAAUCCGGAUAUGAUGAAAAUGUUUGAGUCGCAACUAUCCGCAGCAAAUUACCGCCACUGAGCGUCGACAGCGUCGCGAGGACUUUUAUUGACCGUCAACAACAUCUGGACAAAGUUGGACCGGGACACACUGGCUCCUAAAGUUACUGAAAAAAAGUUUUUGGACGCUACUCUUUCACCCACUUUCGUCUUUUCUUCCCAGCGUCUCGGGGACAGAGUCGGAGGAAGGAAGGAUGGGAAUAAGUCAACUUUGAAGCGAGGGAGUUGUCAUGUUUGAAAGCGCUGAGGGCUGAGGGAAGGGAGGAACUUCUGCUUCUGCCGUGUGUGUGUCCCAAAAAGACGACUGUCUCAUGUCCAAGGAGACUGUCCUUCCUCCGGAUGGGCCGGCAGGGCCAGGGAAGGGCCCUCAGCAAGAGACAAGUCCCCUGCUGCCAGCCUCGCAAGAUGCUUGUGACAGUGAAUCGUCAGGAAAAACCUCGUCUCCCAGGAAACCAGCUGCUAAAGGACAAAGUCACGUGACCGAGGAGAAGCCUAAUUAUUGCGAGCCUGUAAGAACUCAACCCCAGUCUCAGCCAGUGCCCUUGGAGCCUGCCGAGGGAGAAGCUGGCAAGGACCAAAAUGGCUUUCGCCACAACAGCACUGGCACGCCCGCGCUGAGCAACGGCAACGGCAUCCACCCUGGCAUCAGCGGGGCCGGGGCCACGCGUACAUGCUCCUGUGGUGCCAACAUCAGCAUGGGCGCCACGGGUGGGUCAGGCUCUGGCACAAGAGCAGCCGCGACCACGACAACGACGGAGCAGCCCAGGAAGCAUCCGUCCACGCCUGUGUCUGAGAGGGUGCAGAGGAAAUUGAGGUCCAGCUUGUCAGUCAACAGUGACAGCAGCAGACGCAGCAAAGGCAGUUCAACGGGGUCACAGAAGCCUCCUUUACCAGAGGACUGCUGCGUCCACUGCAUCUUGGCCUGCCUGUUCUGCGAGUUCCUGACACUCUGCAACAUGGUGGUGACCCAGGCCUCGUGCGGCGCAUGCACAUCAGAGGCGUGCUGCUGCUGCUGCUGCACCGACGACCUGGGCGACGAUUGCAACUGCCCCUGUGACAUGGAUUGUGGCAUCAUGGAUGCCUGCUGUGAGUCCUCAGAUUGCCUGGAAAUCUGUAUGGAGUGCUGCGGCAUCUGCUUCCCCACAUAGGGAGGCCUGCGCUGGAGGAGAGCGGCGUUUCUCUGCGGGGGGAUAACUGGACUCUGGAUGGAAGAAUGGAAGGAAACUGCUGCUGCUGCUGUCACUUUGAAUUCAGCAACAGGCAGAGGUUGUGUUUGAGUGUGAGAGUGUGUGUGCGUAUGUGUGUGUGUGUGUGUGUGUGAUGGUCAGCAUAUGUGUUUGUGAAUGUCCUGUUGAGUGUGUGUGUGUUUGAGUAAAGCAUGCCUUGAAAGAUGUAUUUUGACACUGGGCUUCCAGCUCAGCAGGGGCUUGGAGUAACUCCAGAUAUAUGAACACGUCAGUUAAAUCUUCAGUUUAUCGUAAGUUGUUUCUGUUACAUAUUCUAUCCUUUGCGUAAAAAGUAUUAUCGCAGACUGCCUGAAAGAUUUUAUUGUUACAUCAGGAAUGCUGUCUAAUUGUAUCUUGCCUUUGUAAUCAUUUUGAUGAUCGACGUGUCUUGUACACCAACCAAAAUGAUUUAUUUACUCUGAUUUAAUUUCAAUACAUGUGUUUCUUUUUUUGAUGCUCAAAAACUGAGGUUACGGUCUUAGUACUGUACAACACUGUAAAAGGUUUAUGUGACAUUCCAUACAAUCUUAGUUGCAUACUGUAGUUUUGCAACUUUCAUUUACAGUUAUCUACUGUAGCACUGUAGAACAGUUGAAACUGGUGAAAUAUUACAGGUGAAUCAGGACUUCAAAAAUGCUACUAUCUAAAACCAAAAGUAAAGAAUGUGCCUGUUUUAGGAUGUUUUUACUUUUACGAGAAAAAAUCUGCACAAAAAUGACUGAUAAGCACACAAUUGUUUGCUUAUUCAUGCUGGAAAGUCUAUGAAAACAUGUUUUUUUUCCAAUUAAUGUCAUCUCUUCUGAUUUGGGAGCAUCUGAAGCCUCGGGUUUACUGGAAAUACAGCACAGCUACUCACCUUUUUGAUGAAGCAAAAGAGGUUCUGACCAGCUCACUACAACGUGAAGAUAGACAAUGGGCCUCAUGCAGAAACAUUCUCUUAAAUUACUUUUACAUUUUGUCUUAAUUUUCUAAGAAAAGUCGACUCCAGAAGCACCAAACUUUCUUAACCAUCCAAAUCUGCUCUUACCCAAGUGGCUGACUGUUUCCUUUCCCAAAACAGUAUACAAGCACAAUGCAAAUACUCUAGCAUAUACCCAAGAAGUCGAGGGAUGACACCAAAAAAGGUCUCUAAGAAGAAUAACUUCAGCAGUAGUGAAAUCAAUGUACUGUUAAAUAAACUUAAACAAAGUAAACUUGAUUUUUCAGAGCGUCAGUUCUGGAAUUUCAGGAAAACCAAAAACCAAAUAAUGGUAAAACAUGCUGUAAAAGCAUUGUCAGCAGAGGGCCAAGGCACCUGGGAGCAGUAAUGGAGCCAUUUAGAAGAUGAACGAUUUUAUAAUAUUUCAUUUUAUUUUAUCUUUUUUUUUUUUAUCAUUCAAGAGUUUUUAUAGUCUUAAUCAGGAUCAGUGGAAUAAUAGUAUUUCUUAAGCCCACACAUUUAAUAAUACCGUCAUUAUACAAAUACUGUUAAACAUAUUUUAAUAUAAAUUUGAUUCUGUGAUAUUCAUGCUUUUAUUUACAUUCCUCAAAUUCGAAACUUGUGUUUCCUUGCCUUCAACAACAAUUUGUAGACUGAAACAUCGACAUAUAGAAAAGAGCUAAAUUAAGAAAACAUUGGUGGGCCUUAGAAAUCAGAAGGUACGUACAAAAUGAGAACAAAUCGUGGUUACAAAAAAAAAAGAGGACAUUUGUUAUAUAGCCUCCUGCAUGAGGCCCAUUGUGUACAGCUCUUUAUUUCUAUGUGAGCCCUCCUCGCAUGUUAGACAUCAACGAUUAGGCUUUGUCAGCUGCACAUGGUACAAGUCUUUUCUGUGAUGCUAUUUUACAUACAUACUGUGUAAGUAUGACUUGUUGAACUGCACUCCCGUUCACGAGGGGUGUGAUAUGGAAUUAAAAAAUGGUGACCCUGGUUGCCAUAUAAGCCGCUUUCGGGUAUCAAGCCCAGUGACUCACAAUACAAAAAAGGAAUCAUGAACUGUCAUGUUGAAAUGGUAAACUAAUGCAGGGUAAAGGCAGUUUUCUUCUCCUUUUUUUUUUCUCUGUCCCCUAAUUCUGUGUAUCUCGAGAUGAGUUUGUGGUGAAUCACCAGCGGAGUCAUUUUCUUGUCUCGGAGAUCCGCUUUGAUGUUGUUUAAGUGAUGAUGCUUAAUGCUGGCCUUCAUUAGCACUGCUUACUAACUGGUUACAAAAAAAACGUCCCUUCCUAACGCCAACAAAGAUAAUGUGCUGUCAUGUACGGCCCGUCUUAAUGGCGCACUGUUAUUGUGUGUGAGGAGGUUGGAUAGGCACCUCUGCAGCAGAUAAUGUGCAGAAAGUAAACCUCAUUUUCAUUUUUAUGAUUAACUCGUGCCAAGAGUGUCAAGAAAAUACUUCAGAUAAUGUGAAGAAUUCAUUUAAACAGAAAAAAAAUGUAUACAUGUAGCUACAGUAGUUGUCCUCUUAUACUAUACUGUUGUAUGAUUUAUUUCUUCUGUGCCUUACACUUGAUCCUUUUCAUUUUCAACUCGAUACAACUCAACUCGGAGCUCACAGCUCAUUUUCUUAGUUUUUUUGUACAUUAUCUUCAGUCUCAAAGAGAACUGUUUUUUAAAAUAAAUCUUCCAAAAAAAAUAUUACUGUUUUGCACACAGUUUUUAAACAAUACAUUUCUGUCUCUUCUUCCUUUGUGUUCCAAUUGUUAACCAGCAAACUCUUUACAAUUCACCUGGGUAAUAAA